UUUAUCUCAAUUGGGUUUACAUAUACAAGACACGUGCAAGCAACAAUUGUUUAUUAAUAAUAAUCAUUAGUAGCAACAAUAUUUAUUUAUCAAUUUUUAGUUAAUCCAAAGAUUUAAAAUGAAGUCAAAAGUACAAAAGAAAUUAACAGUUAAUAAUAAAAUUAAAAAACCAAUUGACACGAAAAAUGGAAAAAUAAUGAAAAAUAAAAAAAUUGGUAAUUUAUUUGUUGCAAAAAAAGUAGCUGAUCAAGAAUUUGAAAAUGAAGAAAAUAUUAUUGACAAUACAAAUGAGUUUGCAAAUGACAUUGACGAAGAAGAAGAAGAAGAUGAAGACAACGAGACACCAGUUGUGAAUAAAGUUGCAGUAAAAAUAACAACAAAAACAUUGAAACAAUGGGAACAAGAGCUCCAAACAGACAAAUCAUCAAAAAUUAUCAAGAAGUUGAUGGAUGCAUUCCAUGUUGUUGCUAUCAACAUUUUAAAGUCAAAAAAAGUAUCAAAUUUACCAUAUAAAAUUGAAAAUAGUCAAGUAUUUAAUGGAAUUAUUGAACUUUGCAUCCAGCAUAUUCCUGGUGUACUCAAAAAAUUCUUGCACAUUGUUCAUGAUGCAAAAUUUGAAGCCAGCAAAGCAAAAAGAUUUCCAAAAAUAAAAAAUACUUUAAGUAUUUAUUACACAGAUAUCAUAAACAUACUGCAAACUGUUACAUCACCAGAUGUCCUCACUAUUUUACUGAAACAUUUGCAUUGUACUAUUCAAUGUACACAAUCAUUUCCAGCAUUGAAUGAAGCAUUGUUUAGUGUACUUAUUAAAUUAUGGUCAUCUGAUGAAGAGGUUGUUCGUGUCAAUGCUUUUAUGAACAUAAUUAAAAUAACAACAACUUAUAAAGAAGCUAUUCUUGAUAAUUUACUCAAAGCAAUGUAUAGUAAAUAUAACGAAAUUGCAAAAAAUAUGACUCCAGAUAAUUUUGAUUGCAUCAAUUUCAUGCAACAGUCACUUGCUGAAAUUUAUUUGCUUGAUCAUAAUCUUGCAUACAAUCAUGCAUUCAUGGAAAUUCGCCAAUUGGCUCUCAAGCUGAGAAAUGCAACAAUUCAAAAAAAUAAGGAAAAUAUUGAUGCUGUUUAUAGCUGGGAAUAUUUAAAUUCAAUUCGUCUUUGGUCAGAAUUGAUAAAAAAUACUAAAAAACAAUCAGUUAUUCGAUCACUUUUGUAUCCACUUGUACAAAUAGUAACAUCAUUAAUCAAAUUGACACCAACAUCAGAAUAUUAUCCACUUAGAUUUCAUUGUUGUCAAUUAUUGAUAAAUAUAUCACAAAAAACUGGCACAUUUAUUCCAGUUUUACCAUACUUGCUGGAAAUAUUGAAAUUUUAUGAUUUUAAUAAAGUUAAAAAUGUUAUUGUUGCUGAAAAAAUGUCAUUCACUUGUAUGUUGAAAGUAACAAAAACACAAAUGCAAGAAAAUGCAUUUAAAAAUUCAAUAAUUGAUAAUGUUUAUCAAUUGAUUUUGGAAGUUGCAACAAAAGAUAGCAAUGCUAUUUAUUUUCCAGAUAUGUACAUCAAUUGUAUCAUGGAACUUAAAUCUUUCUUGGCAAAAUGUCAAGUACCAAGUUAUUGCAAAAAAAUUAAACAAAUUUAUGAUAAAAUACAGGAAAAUCGUCAAUUUGUUGAAACUGAAAGAAAUAAAAUUAUUGUUGAUCUUAGUGAUUCUGCAACUAUUCUUAAUUGGGAAUUAACAUUAAAAACUCGAGGUACACCAUUACAAAAAUUUUAUGAUACUGUUUCUAAUCAAAAAAUAAAUAAAUGAUGAUUGUAUUAAAAAUAUUUCAAAUGAUUUUUUGUAAAAAUAAAAAUUAACAAAUUGAUUUUUAA
Messenger RNA from Aphidius gifuensis, 1866 nucleotides. RefSeq names its product nucleolar complex protein 2 homolog (gene Noc2). The record is from RefSeq and is a predicted model, not a curated record. The transcript has 7 exons. NCBI's taxonomy places the organism in Eukaryota, Metazoa, Arthropoda, Insecta, Hymenoptera, Braconidae. Gene Ontology annotation, molecular function: transcription corepressor activity; histone binding. The coding region runs from base 119 to 1801 and encodes 560 amino acids. Gene Ontology annotation, cellular component: nucleolus; nucleoplasm; Noc2p-Noc3p complex. Gene Ontology annotation, biological process: negative regulation of transcription by RNA polymerase II; ribosomal large subunit biogenesis.